This is a messenger RNA of Mucor mucedo, 210 nucleotides long. RefSeq lists its product as uncharacterized. The annotation marks the transcript as partial. The transcript has a single exon. The record is from RefSeq and is a predicted model, not a curated record. Lineage: Eukaryota; Fungi; Mucoromycota; Mucoromycetes; Mucorales; Mucoraceae.
AACGAAGAGAAGCAUUGGAUUGUUGAUGGGAACGAUAUUACUUCUCUUUUCCAAAAAUACCGGCAUCAAGCAAACAUGAUUCCUAAGCCUGUCCCUUUGGAAUCGAACAUCCAGGAGAUAUUAGCCUUGUCGGGUGUACUCUUCCUGGCGAAUGAACAGCAUAGCGAACGCAAAGUGACUGUUUUUGGGGAACAAGUGCUCAAGAAUUUG